GUUUCCGUUUCGAACAGAAUUGGUCUGUUUAGCGUUUGUGCAGCCGGAAGCUGUAUGUAUCAAACACAGCCAAUUCCACGCUGCGAAUAAAGCCUAACGCCAUGUUUGGAUUUUCUGGGUCAGCUUCGCCCUCCCCCGCCCGCCGAAUCCGCUCUUAGAUAAACAAUCUGUGGCAUUCAUCGCUGCUCCUCUCCCUUAUCGGCUCUCUCCACUGUGUUAUCUUUCUUUCAUCCUGCGGCCGAAAGACGACUUAAUUUGCUCGGAGCUCCCUAUUGACUGACGGCUUUGGAAUCAGUCCACUCCAGUCAGGUGGAUUUCAGCUCUGAAUUCAGUAUCUAGUAUGCUAACAAUCGGAAAUAAGACGAAUCUUUGAUUACCCAUUCCGAAAAAAACUCAGUGCAAGUCUUGGGUUUUCCAGAUCACUUGCUCCGCGCUUUGCCCCUGCUUCAAAUUCCUUUCUUUUCAAGACCCAUUUGCUUGUUUUGCAUGCUUGAUUGUAAAAUUGAUGUCCUUUUAGGGAAGAUGGAGGUCGAUCAAGCAAUCAGAGGGAGCGAUGACAUGAGGCUCAAGACCAAGUAUAACAACGCCAUCUAUGUUAUUCAAAGAGCUCUGGCUCUAUACUCGAUCGAAGAGGUCGCCUUAAGCUUCAAUGGAGGGAAAGAUUCAACUGUUCUGUUGCACCUACUUAGGGCUGGCUACUUCUUACAUAAGGGUGAACAAAGUUGUUCAAAUGGGGGAUUGACUAGUUUCCCAUUGAGAACAAUAUAUUUUGAGAGUCCUUCAGCUUUUCCAGAAAUUAACACGUUCACCUAUGACGCAGCUUCAAGAUAUGGCUUGCAACUGGAUAUCAUACGCUCAGAUUUCAAGUCUGGUUUGGAAAAUCUCUUUAAAGCAAAUCCAAUUCGAGCAAUUUUCCUUGGUGUCCGAAUUGGUGAUCCAACUGCGGUCGGACAAGAACAGUUCUCCCCCAGUUCACCUGGAUGGCCCCCUUUUAUGCGAGUUAAUCCUAUCUUGGAUUGGUCUUACAGGUUUAAGCUUGUACUAUAUGUCAGGAUUUUGACUUGUUCUGUCUGUUGGCAGGGAUGUUUGGGCAUUUCUUUUGACAUGCAAGGUCCAGUAUUGCAGUCUUUACGACCAAGGGUAUUUACUUUCUUUAUGUUCCUGAAGUGCUUACCUUACUACUUAGUAUUUCUCAGGUUGAUCCGAUUACCGAUUUCUUUUACCAACAGGUAUACUUCAAUUGGAAGCAUACACGAUACAACUCCAAACUCGUUGCUUUGUAUCAGCGACUCUUCCGGACAUAAGGAAAAAUUCAAACCUGCAUAUUUGCUUUCUGAUGGAAGAUCAGAAAGAGCAGGAAGGGUGAAGAAAUGUUCUCCUAUAUCCCAAAGUUCUCCAGUUGCCGAAGAUGGCCUGGAUGAUCCAGAGUCCCAAGUAAAGAGAAUGCGCACAGGAUCGGCUAUUGCCGUAGGGGAUGAGAUUCUAUCUGGUGCUGUUCAGGAUGAAUUGGGACCUUUGUUGUGCCGAAAGCUCCGUUCAAUUGGUUGGUCAGUAUCACAAACGACUGUAGUUCGGAAUGAUAUUGAUUCUGUUGCUGAAGAAGUUGAAAGGCAGAAAUCUUCAAAUGACCUGAUAUUCAUAUAUGGUGGUGUGGGCCCCUUGCAUUCUGAUGUUACCUCAGCAGGUGUUGCCAAGGCUUUUGGGGUCCGCCUGGCUCCUGACGAAGAGUUUGAAGAGUACCUAAGGCAUGUAAUAGGCAAACAUUUCACUGGUGACCGCAAUGAGAUGGCUCUGCUGCCUGAAGGAAUCACUGAACUAUUGCACCAUGAAAACCUGUCGGUGCCUUUGAUCAAGUGUCAGAAUGUAGUCCUGCUGACUGCAACCAAUCCAACCGAGCUGGAAAAGGAAUGGGAGUGUUUGGUUGAUUUCACAAAGUCUGUAUUGACAUUGAUGGAACCAUAUGAAUCAAAGAGCUUAACCACCCAUCUUUCAGAUGUCGAAAUUGCCCAAUCAUUAUCGAAACUUUGCAUGCAGUACCCAGACCUGAAUAUUGUGUGUUAUCGAAAGUCCAGAGCAGGCCCCCUUGUGAUCAGCUUUGAAGGCAAGGAGGAAGCAAGGAUUGAAUCAGCAGCAGAGGCAUUGCGCAAGAAGUUCCAGGAUGGAGUUUUCUCUGAAACCUAACCGCAAGUAGAUUGAUGACUAGAGUGUUAUCCCUGUAAGGAAGAAGCCCUAGAUCCUGCAAGAUAGCUCUCACUCAAGUCAUAGGUGUUGUAGUUAAAGAAGGAAGAUGGAUGGUAAGGGGUAAGAUAGCCAGUGGCUCGCUUUGGUGAAAUAUUGAGCGCUUGCUCGUCUAAGACCCCCUCAGCUGGUCAAGAAAUGCCUUUGUAGUUUGUAUUGUCUGCCAUUGUUAUAGGGCCAGGAUGGUAAUGCAUUUAAAACAAAGACAGCCCUUUCUCCUCCUAGAUCGUCAGAUUUGUCAUAUUUUUAUCAUCGGUCUUGUUUUCCCGAUCCCUCUGGUUUUUUUAUAUUAUGGUUUUCAUUUUACUUGGAGGUCAAUUUAUAAGUAGAUUUGUUGGUUUGUUGCCUAAUAGUAAAAGUCUCAUGAACUUAAACUUAGUAAUUAGUAUAUAAAUAGCACAAGUGUGUAAAAGGGAUUUGUUAGGGUGUAGAUGAUGCAUUAUAGAUUAUGCAAGUGCCCCCUUUCGCAAGUACUAUAUUAAAGGUUUUUCCCCCCUUUCUCCCA
Linum tenue is the source of this 2743-nucleotide messenger RNA. The record is from the annotation of a GenBank genome assembly. NCBI's taxonomy places the organism in Eukaryota, Viridiplantae, Streptophyta, Magnoliopsida, Malpighiales, Linaceae.